ACAAUGGCAGCAGAGACCCUCAACUUUGGGCCUGAGUGGCUGAGAGCCCUAUCUAGCGGGGGCAGUGUGGCCUCCCCGCCCCCAUCCCCUGCCAUCCCCAAGUACAAGCUCGCUGACUAUCGCUAUGGGCGAGAGGAGAUGCUGGCCCUCUACGUGAAGGAGAAUAAGGUCCCUGAGGAGCUGCAGGACAAGGAGCUGGCUGCAGUGUUACAGGAGGAGCCGCUGCAGCCUCUGGCACUGGAGCCUUUGACUGAGGAGGAGCAGAGAAACUUCUCCCUGUCAGUGAACAGUGUGGCUGUGCUAAGGCUAAUGGGGAAAGGAGCUGGGCCCCCCCAAGGCGGCACCUCCCGUGGCAGGGGCAGUACGAGAAGCCGAGGCCGUGGCCGAGGUGACAGCUGCUUUUACCAAAGAAGCAUUGAAGAAGGCGAGGGGGCCUUUGGACGGAACCCCCGGGAGAUCCAGCGUAGCCAGAGUUGGGAUGACAGAGGCGAGAGACGAUUUGAGAAAUCAGCAAGGAGGGACGGAGCGCGGUCUGGCUUUGAAGAGGGGGGCGCAGGCCCUCGCAAAGAGCAUGCCCGCUCAGACAGUGAGAACUGGCGUUCUCUAAGAGAAGAGCAAGAAGAGGAAGAGGAGGGCAGCUGGAGAGCAGGGGCAGGCCCCCGACGAGAUGGGGAUCGCUGGCGUUCAGCCAGCCCUGAUGGCGGCCCCCGCUCUGCUGGCUGGCGGGAACAUGGGGAACGGCGUCGCAAGUUUGAAUUUGAUUUGCGAGGGGAUCGAGGAGGGUGUGGUGAAGAGGAGGGGCGGGGUGGGGGGGGCAGCUCUCAUCUGCGGAGGUGCCGAGGGCCCGAAGGCUUUGAUGAAGACAAGGAUGGGCUCCCGGAGUGGUGCCUGGACGAUGAGGAUGAAGCAAUGGGCACCUUUGAUGCCUCUGGGGCCUUCUUGCCUCUCAAGAAGGGCCCCAAGGAACCCAUUCCUGAGGAGCAGGAGCUGGACUUCCAGGGUCUUGAGGAAGAGGAGGAUGAGCCUUCAGAAGGGCUGGAUGAGGAGGGGACCGAGGCAGGUGGGAAGGAACUGACCCCCCUGCCUCUUCAGGAGAAGUCCAGCUCCCCUUCCCCUCUGCCCACCUUGGGCCCUCUCUGGAGCACUAAUGGGGAAGGUGACGAGGCUGUGGAGAAAGAGCAGCCUGCAGCUGAAGAUGAGACGAGGGGAAUCCAGCUUAGUCAUGCGGUAGGCUCACCUCCCGGCCCACCUGGAGACCUGGAAGACGACGAAGGCUUGAAACACCUGCAGCAGGAAGCGGAGAAGCUGGUGGCGUCCCUCCAGGACAGCUCCCUGGAGGAGGAGCAGUUCACAGCCGCCAUGCAGACACAGGGCCUGCGCCACUCUGCAGCCGCCACCGCGCUCCCUCUUAGCCAUGGCGCUGCCCGCAAGUGGUUCUACAAGGACCCGCAGGGGGAGAUCCAAGGCCCCUUCACAACACAGGAAAUGGCAGAGUGGUUCCAGGCCGGCUAUUUCUCAAUGUCACUGCUUGUGAAGCGGGGCUGUGAUGAGGGUUUCCAGCCUUUGGGUGAGGUCAUCAAGAUGUGGGGCCGUGUGCCCUUUGCCCCAGGGCCCUCACCACCUCCGCUGCUGGGGAACAUGGAUCAGGAGAGACUGAAGAAGCAACAGGAGCUGGCAGCGGCUGCCUUGUACCAGCAGCUGCAGCACCAGCAGUUUCUUCAGCUGGUCAGCAGCCGACAGCUCCCACCGUGCACGCUUCGGGAGAAGGCAGCUCUGGGAGACUUGCCGCCGCCACAGCAGCAGCAGCUGACCGCAUUCCUGCAGCAGCUCCAGGCUCUCAAACCCCCCAGAGGUGGGGACCAGAACCUGCUCCCGACCAUGAAUCGUUCCUUGUCGGUGCCAGAUUCAAGCCCCCUUUGGGAUGUACAUACCUCAGCCUCAUCACAGUCAGGUGGUGAGGCCAGUCUUUGGGACAUACCAAUUAACUCUUUGACUCAGGGUCCAAUUCUCGAACAACUCCAGCUGCAGCAUAAAUUCCAGGAGCGCAGAGAAGUGGAGCUCAGGGUGAAGCGAGAGGAAGAGGAGCGGAAGCGCCGGGAAGAGAAGCGGCGCCAGCAGCAGCAGCAGCAGCAAGAGGAGCAGAAGCGGCGACAGGAGGAAGAGGAGUUGUUCCGACGCAAACAGGUGCGGCAGCAGGAGCUGCUGCUCAAGCUGCUUCAGCAGCAGCAGGCCGUGGCUGCCAGCGCCAUCCCCCCAGCUCCCAGCUCCCCGCCCCCACUCUGGGCUGGGCUGGCCAAGCAGGGACUCUCCAUGAAGACCCUGCUAGAGCUGCAGUUGGAGGGCGAGCGGCAACUCCACAAGCAGCCCCCACCUCGGGAGUCAUCAAGGGCCCAGGCCCCCAACCACCGCGUGCAGCUUGGGGGCCUGGGCGCUGCCCCCCUGUCGCAGUGGGUAGCUGAGACCGGGCCACUCUGGGGCGGGCCCGACAAGAGUGGGGGCAGCAGCAGUAGCCUGGGACUCUGGGAGGACACCCUCAAAAGCAGCAGUAGCCUGGCCCGCAGCCUCGGCCUAAAGAACAGCCGGAGCAGUCCAUCUCUCAGUGAUUCGUACAGCCACCUUUCCAGUCGGCCCGUGCGCAAAAAGACGGAGGAGGAGGAGAAGCUGCUGAAGCUGCUGCAGGGUAUCCCCAGGCCCCAGGACGGCUUCACCCAGUGGUGUGAGCAGAUGCUGCAUACGCUGAGCACCACGGGCAGCCUGGAUGUGCCCAUGGCUGUCGCAAUCCUUAAGGAAGUGGAGUCUCCCUACGAUGUCCAUGAUUAUAUCCGUUCCUGCCUGGGGGACACACUGGAAGCCAAAGAAUUUGCCAAACAGUUCCUGGAACGGAGGGCCAAGCAGAAAGCCAGCCAGCAGCGGCAGCAGCAGCAGCAGGCUUGGCUGAGCAGUGCCUCCCUACAGACAGCCUUUCAGACCAACCACAGCACCAAGCUCGGCCCUGGGGAGGGCAGCAAGGCCAAGCGGCGGGCACUGAUGCUGCAUUCGGACCCCAGCAUCUUGGGGUACUCCCUGCACGGAUCUUCUGGUGAGAUCGAGAGCGUGGAUGACUACUGA
Elephantulus edwardii (Cape elephant shrew) is the source of this 3108-nucleotide messenger RNA. It is a transcript of the gene GIGYF1, whose product is annotated as GRB10 interacting GYF protein 1. Gene Ontology annotation, molecular function: protein binding. Gene Ontology annotation, biological process: insulin-like growth factor receptor signaling pathway. Bases 4 to 3108 code for a protein of 1034 amino acids. The record is from RefSeq and is a predicted model, not a curated record. The transcript is spliced from 24 exons. NCBI's taxonomy places the organism in Eukaryota, Metazoa, Chordata, Mammalia, Macroscelidea, Macroscelididae.